AUUAGAAUUCAGUCAGUCAGUCAGUAAAGGCACACCAGUCACACUCUGAAAAAUAAGUUUCUAGAGUCAGUCCAGCAUGGGUACACGGGCACGAGUUCUUCUCUGCUGGCUUCAGGUGAUUGGUGCUGUCGUGCUUGGAGAUGUUUGGAAGGUGAAGGUAGAGUCUGAAAUGGAGGCUCUGGUCUCAUCUUGUGUCGUGUUGCCCUGUUCAUUCAAAUACCCUGCUCAUCAACAGCCCUCCAGUCGUAUUAAAGCCAUGUGGCACAUGAAGGACAAGAAGGAUUUCAUCUAUCACAAUGAUCCUACAAAAGUUCUAGAGAAUUUCAAGGGUCGUACAAAACCGAUUGGGUCACUGGGUGCUUUAAACUGCUCCUUGGAGAUUGAUGAAAUCAAAAACCAUGACAACGGCCCGUAUUGUUUCAGAGUGGAAUUAGAGACAUCUGAAAAAGACAAGUACUCCUUUGAGGAUAACUGUGUGACAAUUAAUAUGAUUGAGCAAGCAUCAAAACCUGUGCUGCAGUCUGAGGCGUUUGUGCAAGAGGGUGAACCCACAGUCUUCAGAUGCUCUGUCCGGCACACCUGUCCGUCCCAUCAGCCCAUUCUCAGCUGGAGCCACUCUGGAAAAACAGUCAUGAGCUAUAAGGACAUUGGUCAUGGAAAAUGGGAGGCAGAAUCUCUCCUUACCUUCAUCCCAACAAAAGAUGAUAAUCUCAACUCUAUCACAUGCACUGUCAAGUACCACGGGAGUGUCCGGGGUGAAAUGCAAGCCACAGAGCAUAUCAAUGUGAAAGAACAAGCAACUCUCAACCACAUCCUCAUACCAGCCAUCUCUGGGCUUGGAGCUGCAAUUUUUGUUGGAUUACUGUGUGUCUUCAUUGUCAAGAGAUACAAGAAUCGCAUUGCAGAGCUGCAAUCCAGAAACGACAAUGGGUGAGUAUACAGCAUUUCUACCUGGGAACAUUAUAGUGCCUCAGUCUGAUUUUAAAAUGUGUGGUUUUGAGUCUGUGAACUUUGAAUUAUCUAUAGUAGUGUUCUCAAAAAAGCAGAUAAAACAGACUUUUAGCAUAAUAAA
Molecule: messenger RNA, 1072 nt
Organism: Megalobrama amblycephala (Wuchang bream)
Lineage: Eukaryota; Metazoa; Chordata; Actinopteri; Cypriniformes; Xenocyprididae
Product: sialic acid-binding Ig-like lectin 14
Exons: 6
Coding region: 77-934 (285 amino acids)
Source: RefSeq, a predicted model, not a curated record